AGCGGAGGACGCCAUUUUCCCAGAGAGAGGCAGUGACAUAGAGGGAGUGUAGGAGUCCGAGAGGAGGGAGACUGGAGCAGCAGCGGCAGCGGGGUUUGUACUUAGGUCCCAAGGCAAAGGCGCUUCUCAGCUGGUCCCUGCCCAGGGUUCUGAGUGCCGAGCCGGUCUGGGGGACCCCUCUGCUCACUCCUCUUUCCCAGAGUCAGCUGAGGGCUGCGUCCUGCCCAGGCUAGGGACAUCCGCAGUGGGGCCGUUGCAUUGUUUUGGUUGGGAUAGGAAAGGGGCUCAGCUAAGGGGGACCUGCUGCCUGGCCUGUGAUCAUUACAGGGUUUGUGGAUGCACUUAGAUGUUUGCAAUGAGCACUGUGGCUGGCAUGCCCCAGUGUUUUGGAUACCAAUGCACAGGACUCCGUAGUAAUCGAAUUUAUCAGAAACGAACGUCAUGAGCAUAGUGAUCCCGUUUGGGGUUGACACAGCAGAAACUUCUUAUUUGGAAAUGGCUGCAGGCUCAGAACCAGAAUCUGUAGAAGCUAGCCCUGUGGUAGUCGAAAAAUCAAACAGUUAUCCACACCAGUUAUAUACCAGCAGUUCUCAUCACUCUCACAGUUACAUUGGUUUGCCUUAUGCGGACCAUAACUAUGGUGCUCGUCCUCCUCCAACGCCUCCAGCAUCUCCUCCUCCAUCAGUUCUUAUCAGCAAGAAUGAAGUAGGCAUAUUUACCACUCCCAAUUUUGAUGAAACUUCCAGUGCUACUACCAUCAGCACAUCAGAGGAUGGAAGCUAUGGAACUGAUAUUACCAGGUGCAUUUGUGGCUUUACCCAUGAUGAUGGAUACAUGAUUUGUUGUGACAAAUGCAGUGUUUGGCAGCACAUUGACUGCAUGGGGAUUGACAGGCAGCAUAUUCCUGAUAUCUAUCUGUGUGAACGUUGUCAACCUAGAAGUUUAGAUAAGGAAAGGGCAGUGCUGCUGCAGCGAAGAAAAAGGGAAAACAUGUCAGAUGGGGAUACAAGUGCAACAGAAAGUGGUGAUGAAGUUCCUGUGGAACUGUAUACUGCUUUUCAACACACACCAACUACAAUUACUCUAACUGCUACAAGGGUUACUAAGGUUAAUGACAAGAAAAGGAAAAAAAGUGGGGAGAAAGAGCAGAACAUUGCAAAAUGUAAAAAGGCUUUUCGCGAAGGAUCUAGGAAAUCUUCAAGAGUUAAGGGUUCAGCUCCAGAGAUUGAUCCUUCUGACAGUUCAAACUUUGGAUGGGAAACUAAAAUCAAGGCAUGGAUGGAUCGUUAUGAAGAAGCAAAUAAUAACCAGUACAGCGAGGGUGUUCAGAGAGAGGCACAAAGAAUAGCUCUGAGACUAGGCAAUGGAAAUGACAAAAAAGAAAUUAGCACCAGCAAUCUGAUCUUCAAACCUCCAGUAGAGAGCUAUGUGCAAAAAAACAAGAAAAUUCUAAAAGCUGCCAAAGACUUGCCUCCAGAUGCGCUUAUUAUUGAAUAUAGAGGAAAGUUCAUGCUGAGAGAACAAUUUGAAGCUAAUGGGUAUUUCUUUAAAAGGCCAUACCCUUUUGUUUUGUUCUAUUCCAAAUUCCAUGGACUAGAAAUGUGUGUUGAUGCAAGAACCUUUGGAAAUGAAGCUCGAUUCAUUAGACGGUCUUGUACACCCAAUGCGGAGGUGAGACAUGUAAUUGAAGAUGGAACAAUUCAUCUUUAUAUUUACUCCAUCCAAAACAUUCCAAAGGGAACAGAAAUUACUAUCGCAUUUGAUUUUGAUUAUGGAAAUUGUAAAUACAAAGUGGAUUGCGCUUGCCUCAAAGAAAAUCCUGAAUGUCCAGUUCUUAAACAUGGUUCCGAACCUACAGAAAACAUAAAUACUGGAUAUGAGACCAGAAGGAAAAAGGGAAAGAAAGAGAAGGACAUUUCAAGAGAAAAGGAAACACAAAAUCAGAACAUCACACUCGAUUGUGAAGGAGCAGCCACCAAAAUGAAGAUUCCUGAUAAUAAGCAGAGGAGACUUUCUCCCCUCAGGCUAUCCAUUUCCAAUAAUCAGGAGCCAGAUUUUAUUGAUGAUAUAGAAGAAAAAACUCCUAUUAGCAAUGAAGUAGAAAUGGAAUCAGAGGAGCAGAUUGCAGAAAGGAAAAGGAAGAUGGUAAGUUGGGAAGCAAGUAGCUACUUAAAGCUGUCACUAGGACUUAGUGAUGGCUGCUCUUCCCAUGCUAAUUUGCUGCCUUUUUAUGGGCUUUUAGAAUCUAUGAAGCCAGCACCUCAUAUACACUUUAACUUCAAAUCCAAGGCUUACUUGUUGAGUGAGAGCAUUUCCAUUUGGCUUGAUCAUCACCUCCUGACAAAGACGCAAAUCUGCUUUUGUUUUUAAAUGUGUAUAAUUUUC
Molecule: messenger RNA, 2385 nt
Organism: Chelonoidis abingdonii (Abingdon island giant tortoise)
Lineage: Eukaryota; Metazoa; Chordata; Testudines; Testudinidae
Source: RefSeq, a predicted model, not a curated record